Chelonus insularis is the source of this 3282-nucleotide messenger RNA. RefSeq names its product windpipe (gene wdp). Gene Ontology annotation, cellular component: plasma membrane. The coding region runs from base 458 to 2680 and encodes 740 amino acids. Gene Ontology annotation, molecular function: protein binding. The record is from RefSeq and is a predicted model, not a curated record. NCBI's taxonomy places the organism in Eukaryota, Metazoa, Arthropoda, Insecta, Hymenoptera, Braconidae. The transcript has 3 exons.
GUUCAGCCGCAGCUGAGGAGUGAGAGAUUGUUGGACGUUCGAGAAAGAGAAACGAUUGGACUAAUACACACGUACUCUCUGUGCACGGUGGCGAGUUACACUCGUAGCUCUGCCAGUUCUUACUUGGACUUGCUACGCGAUAGAUAGUAUCGCCUCUUCGAUUUUCCAUCGAUCUUUACCGAUUCAUCCGGGGAGAGAAGUCGCGCUAACGCGCGCUUCCGGUAAUAGCAUUCGUACCCAGUUGUCACGUGUACUGAAACCAGAAGAGGAAGAAGUGGAAAACGAAUAGUGGAAACGUGAAUGAACAAACUCAUUUUUAUUGGAGAACAAUCAUUUAUUUUAUUUUUAUUUUAUUGAGUUUAUUUAUUUUUCAAAUCCGUGAAUUUUUGUGCCGAAUGAAAUUGAGAUGUCGCCGAAGACGAGUUGCUGUUCCGUCAAAGUCUCUGUUUCGAUUUAAAUGACUUAUCGAACGAUAAGACGUGCAAAAACAGCACAUCAAGGCCAUCAGAGAAUAAAAAUGGAAUUGACAGUGGCACAUUCAUCUCUGGUUUUUUUCUUGACACUUGUGCUUCUAUUGAGUGAAGCAAGGCCUAGUAAUGGACUCUGCAAUGUACGAAAAAAUGGCACCUUGGCCAGGUGUAAUUACCUCGAGGACAUUAAAACGAUCGAUACAUAUCAACUGAAGAGCCUUAAGGUAUCUGUGGUUGGUAAACAUUUGUCUGCUGAAUAUUUUGGUAAUUUAACCAAUUUAAGACACCUGGACUUGUCCAAUGGAAAGUUAAAGAAAGUCGAAGCAGGAUGUUUCCAUCAUCUCCGGAGUCUACGCUCGCUUGAUCUUUCCAACAAUCAGCUGACCCACUUAGGAUCUGGUGUCUUGAUGGAGUUAAAACAUCUUCAAGUAUUAAAUUUGAGUAGAAAUUCAUUGGAACGAAUUCCUGAUGAUCUGACUCAUUGUAAAGAUUUCAAAGUAUUGGAUUUAUCGGAUAAUCCUCUUCUCUGUGAUUGCAAAGCCUUGAAAUUAAGAGAUGUUUUAAUAAAAAGAAAAGUUGUAAUUUCAAAGAAAACAAAAUGUUCAGAACCUUCAAGUAUUAAAGGGCAGUUAUUGAUAGAACCUGACAUUCAAAGAGUCUGUAUGUUUGAUGAGCUUUAUGAUGAAGAUGGUAUGCAAAUGGAUCAACCAUUACCUGAAAUAUCAGAAGGUUCUGGAGAAGGUUCAGGAGAUGCAUUUGAUGAGCUUGAAGCUGAUGAUAUUCCUGAUGAAAAUGAUAAUGAACAAUCAACUGAGUUUCCAAAAGUUGAUAGUACAACAGUUCCAAUUGAAAUUCCAUUGACUCCUGGAUCAACUUCAUCAGCUGAUGACGGAAUUUUCUUUUCUGAAGAGACUGAUAAGCACACAGUGACUUCUCCAAUUACUAAAUCAAUUGAAGCUACAACACCCAUAUCAGUGAGUGUUCUAGAGUCUUCUACAGAAAUUAAAAAAACAGAUGCACCUGUAUGGACUAAUGAAGGAUCUGGAGAUGAUGAUAUUGACGAUGCAUGGAUUGGAGAAGGAUCAGGAAUUGAAGGAUCUGGAGUUCAUAUUUCUCAUAUUUCCUGGGAUGAAGAUCCAAUACAAACUCGCAUUAAUCAAGAAAACAUCAAUGGAUCAACAACGUCAACAACUGAAUCCGAAGGAAUUAUUGAUACAUUUUUCUCCUUAUUUUGGGGAACAACAGCAGCUACACCAAGUUCUACAACUGAAGAUAUAGAUUUGGAAGAAGAACAAUUUAUCAAAGCAUCAACAGAAGAACCCGCAAGUAAGUCUUCUUUACCUGAUACUGAAAUAAUUGUGCCAGUAGUUGUUAGUACAGUUGAUAAGGAGAAAGAUACAGGAGAGCAAAAAUCGCUUCUUGAGAACUCUAAAAUUGGACAAGUUAAAGCAGAACCAGUUGAUGAUUCGACAGAGACGGCUGAUGCUUCCGCAGCUCAACAAUCAAAAAAAGGCAUGGGAUCGUAUGUAGUUCUAGCUGUUCUUUUAGGUGUCUUAGCAGUAUUGAUAGGAUUUGCUGCAUAUAAAGGUGAUUUUUGCAAAGAACGAAGAAAAAGAAAUAAUCGAAAUAUUGAAGCUUCUGAUAUGGAAAACGGAACCGAGAUGAAAGAUCUUAGGAAAACACUGCUAGAAAAUUCAAACUCAGUUCAACCAAAAAUCUCUUCAAAUGGAAAACCUGAAGAGGUACCUUUGGUCACUUCUUCUGCUCCUGUAGAUUCUAAGGAUAAUGAGCUAACUUCUAAAUAUGUUGGAGUAGUCAAUGAAUCAUCAGCUGAUCCAGUAAAACCACCAAGAAAAUCAUUUUCACCUAACGAAAUUGAAAAUGGGAGAAAAACCGGAACAAAUGGAAAAAUUUCUCCACAAUUAUCCACGUCUGAUAAUGUCCAAAACUCGAGAAUACCUGUGGCUAGAGAUGUUCUUGUUAAUGGAAAGAAUGACAGAGAUUCGUUAUCAUCAGUUGGUGAAACUCAUUCUUUAGGAUCCCACUCAACUCGUUUAUCUAACUCGAGACUGAGUCAAGGUCUUCCACCUGCAAGUCCUGGUGCUCAACGUGUUAAAAUAACUCUUCAGGAUAAUCCUGAUAGUGUACCGAAGACACCUCUACUUAUUACAAGAACGAAGGCAGGCGAAAACCUAGUCAAGACACCUUGAAGAGGAUUUUAUUGAAACGAAUGUGAUCAAAUAAAGACAUUUUCACAACUUCAGGGUCAUAUAUUUUUUUCGAAGAAUAUUAAUUGAUUAUUUUAAACCAAUGAAAAAUUCAAAUAAAAAUAAUGAAAAUGACAUGAUAAAAGCCUUGAAGAGAUUCUGACUGCGACGUGACUGGGGCUUAUGUUCCUCUUUCAAGCCUCGUUUUCGCGUGGUCGAAUGAUGAAUAGAAAAUAAAAAUAAAAGAAAUUUUAUUUAUUAAUUUCUUUUCAUUGUGUUGAAUAUGUUAAGUUUUGUUAUUUUUAGAGAAAAUUAUUUUUAAUUGAAUUAAAAGAUAUUUUACAAAUGUAGAGUUAAAAAGUUUUUCAAUGAAAAUAAUUUUAUGGAUUAUAGAAAAAUAAGUCAUUCUUAUUAUAAUUAUCAUCAUUAUUAUAAUUAUUAUAAAUACAGUUUUUAUUAUGUAAGGUUUGUUACUAUGACAAGGCAUUAUUUAUACUUUUUAUUGGUCUUUAAUCAAUAUAAUAAAAUGAAAACAAUUGAUUAAAAGUACGAAAAAAUUUUUUAAUUACGAACAAAUUCAUAUGUAUAAUAAUAAAGAGAACCCA